Molecule: messenger RNA, 3254 nt
Organism: Etheostoma spectabile (orangethroat darter)
Lineage: Eukaryota; Metazoa; Chordata; Actinopteri; Perciformes; Percidae
Gene: rnaset2
Product: ribonuclease T2
Exons: 10
Coding region: 212-946 (244 amino acids)
Biological process (GO): RNA catabolic process
Cellular component (GO): extracellular region
Molecular function (GO): ribonuclease T2 activity; RNA binding
Source: RefSeq, a predicted model, not a curated record
CGGCGCUCACGGUUGGCUGAGCCGACGAGCAGUCAGGUAGGGAAUCUGCUGCGGGACAUAAACAACAUGUACAUAUUCCUUAUACUCUGUCCUGUUUAAUCUACCUACCUACCUAGCUAGUAAGUUAAGUUUUUUACGAUAAACUUCACGGCGCUUGAGUAACCACUAAAAAUCUUCGUUGCAACAUAUCCGGCACAACACAAGGUCAGACAUGAGGCUCUGCUCUUUUCUUUUGCCCUGCCUGGCAGCAGCCCUGUCAUCCGCCUUUGUGAUUUCACCUCCACACAUGUGGACCAAACUGAUCCUGACUCACCACUGGCCCAGCACCUUCUGUAGUAUGGAACACCCAGUAUGUCAUCCCAACAUUAGCUACUGGACACUACAUGGACUCUGGCCAGAUAAAGGGAUUGACUGCAACUCAUCGUGGCAUUUCAACUCUUCUCAAAUAGAGGACCUUCUUCCAGACAUGAAGACGAGUUGGCCUGACUUGCUUAACCCCUUGUCUGCUUCCUUCUGGAAGUAUGAGUGGCACAAACAUGGUACUUGUGCAGCCAAAGCACCUUCCCUGAAUAGUCAACAUAAAUACUUCAGCAAGGCACUGGAACUAUACCAUAAAGUGGAUCUGGACAGCAUCCUGAAGAAGUUUGACAUCACCCCUUCAGAAAAAUACUACAAACUUUCACAAAUUGAAGGAGUCAUAGAGAACUUCUACAGCGUCAAACCUAAGAUCCAAUGUGUCCAUCCAUCGAAGAAUGCUGAUUUCCAGAUUUUGGGGCAGAUUGAGAUCUGUUUCAACCCUGACUUCACCCUCCUGGACUGUGAGAAACAGUUUACAAUGGAGACAACAUCUAAGGGAGACUGGGACAAUCCUGUUGCGGUUAACAAGGCAUCUGGGUUCAGUGUGUGUGACCAUGAUAUGCCAGUUUACUACCCACCUCUUCCAUAAAACAUAUACUGUACAUGUGCAAACUGAAACGCAGCAGCACACUACAACCCUACUUAUACACACGAAAAAAAAAAAAACAUACAAACAAAUCAACUGUACUGGGAUUUAACAUGUGUGCACACACUGACUAACUAUAAUUCUAUUUUUCUCAGGCUUUACAAUGAACAUAACUGUAAUGAUAAUGUAUGUAAAAAAAUAGCCUUACACAAUCAGUGCAGUUUGAAAACAUUUUUUGACUGCAUUGAAAUGCUGGCUGUAACAGGUACUUGAAAAGAUCUCCUGUGCAAGGGUAUUUUUAUAUCCUACAAAAAACAGGACAGCCACUCAACCACUAUUUAGUGCUUUAAUGGAAUUAUGUCCCCUUCUGACCCUCGCUCUUAGAUGAAUCCAAUAUAGAGCACGGCAUGUUUCUUUUUUCUUCAGCUCAACAGCGUUCAUCAUGGUGAGUUUAGGUAAAGUCAGGGGGGCCGGCGGAUGGAUACUUUGUACAUUAUUGGCAAAUUAGUGGAAACUUACGUCCGAUUCGCAGGUGUUGUUGGUUGUGUAGAUGUCAAAACAUAUUUUGACAGGUGGCCAUAUUUUAUACCACAGUUAUUAUUAUAUAGUAUAUAAUAUAUUAAGUGCCAUCUCUUUUUUGCAGGGAGAAAUUUUUCAUUAUUAAAUAAAUGCUUCUUCAACAUAAUUCUAUCUAUUAAUCACAGUAGCUGAUGUGCUCUAUUGUUAAAUCACUACACAUAAUGUUGGGUAAUAUGCAUAUUUUUUGGGAUCAUUAUUACAUAACACUGCUGCUUUUUAACAACAUCCACAGCUUUCUGGCUGUUUAUUAGCUACCUUCAAAUUUGUGCCAAGUACAUAGGCCACUAAUCAAUGAUGUGCUGUAGCCUGGUAAGGUCUGUCUAUGCUGCUGAAACAGGAUAGCUGGUUGUUUUUGAGUUAAAAACCAAUUUAGAACCAAUGUGUCGACUAGGGAUGUAACGAUUACCGGGGUAACAGUAAACCACAAUAAAAUUGUUAACAAUUACCGUUUAAAAUAUCAUUAUCACGGUGUGAAAACCAUGUGUCUUUCCCAGCUUCACCAGAGACUCCUGAAAUUGGCGCACUGCGUAGCCUACAACGUGCGUUUUUUCAAGUUUGAAUCAUGGCGGAAGGAGGAGAUGAUGGCGCUCAGUAAGCCUGCACAAUUUGCGGAAAAAUAUGAAUCAGUUUUUUUUCGCUGAGAAUUGAUAUCACAAUCCUCUGCCACAAUUUCUUUUGACCAUGACAAAACAAAAUAAAUUGUCAGUACCAAUGCCCAGACUCAUCUGACCUUGCCCCAAUAAUCAGCACCAUGGCUUCUUCUAAGUAGAAAACUGAAACUGAAAAUAGUUGACGCUCACAAAGCAGAACAAGGCUAUAAGGAGAUAACAAAGCGUUUUCAGAUGCCAAUAUCCUCUGUUCAGAAUGUAAUUAAGAAAUGGCAGUCAUCAGGAACAGUGGAAGUUAAAGCAAGAUCUGGAAGACCAAGAAAAAUAUCAGAUCAGAACAGCUCGCAGGAUUGUGGAAAAAAAUCCACAUUUAAAUGCACAAUUCAUCCAAACUUUUGCAGAUGCCACUUUUUUGUUUUUUGUUAUUUUGAAAGUGUAAAUGAUGGAAAUAAAACCUAACUUUUUGUCUAAUCUGUCAUUUGAUGCCUUUUGGAGAUUUUUCCACGUUUUCUUGGCUUCUUUGUGCACAUUAAUACAAAUUUUUACCUAGGGUGCCCAAACUUUCGAGCCUCACUGUAUCUUGAAACGUUAGUCCGAUGGAUUUCAAAGUUGAUUGAAGAUGGUUAUCGUGUCUGCAGAACGUGCUGGAAAAAAGUUGUUGCUAAAGACAUUGAACACACUUUUAAAACACCCAAAACUGUGAUAAUUUUGGUCACUAUACCGUGAGGUUAAUUUUUCAUACCGAUACAUCCCUAGUAUAGAAUAUAAAGUAAAUAUAGUAUCUGGUGUAUAGAGUAAAUGCUUGAGUUUUGUACAUUGUUCAAUUUUUGCCACAAAUGGUUUAUGUCCGUAUAGAUAAAAUCUUUAAAAGUUUCUUAAGGAUCUAGCAAAUGUUUUGGCAAAUGCCGUUUAAUCCUCAACUGAUUUGUAAAAUUACUUGUUUCUAUUGAUGCACUUCGGCUAUGGCUGUUUUUGUGCAUUUAACAAAUCAAUGUAGUGUAAGCUGAAAGGUAAAAUGAUAAUUGUAAUUGCAACUACAGUGGACCACUGCUGUGGUGUGAAAUUACUGAAAUGAACAUUUGUACUGUCAUUUUUUUAAAUGUCAAUAAAACAUUUGAAAGCUA